This is a messenger RNA of Sciurus carolinensis (gray squirrel), 921 nucleotides long. Its product is annotated as taste receptor type 2 member 140-like. Gene Ontology annotation, cellular component: membrane. The transcript has a single exon. Bases 1 to 921 code for a protein of 306 amino acids. The record is from RefSeq and is a predicted model, not a curated record. Gene Ontology annotation, biological process: G protein-coupled receptor signaling pathway; sensory perception of taste; detection of chemical stimulus involved in sensory perception of bitter taste. Lineage: Eukaryota; Metazoa; Chordata; Mammalia; Rodentia; Sciuridae. Gene Ontology annotation, molecular function: G protein-coupled receptor activity; bitter taste receptor activity.
AUGGGCCAUGUCAUACAGAGCAUGUUUAAAAUCAUUUUAAGUGUGGAAUCUAUAAUUGGGAGUUUUGGAAAUGGAUUCAUAGCACUGGUGAACUGCAUGGACUGGGUCAAGAGAAGAAAGAUCUCUUCAGUUGAUCAAAUCCUCACUGCGUUGGCACUCUCCAGAAUUGGUGUGCUCUGGUCAGUACUCACAAGCUUAUUUGUACCUUCAUUUUAUCCAGGUUUCUCAAUGACUGCAAAAAUGAUAAGAAUGAUUAAUAUUACCUGGACAGUGACCAAUCAUUUUAACCUCUGGCUUUCUACAAACCUUAGUAUCUUUUAUUUUUUGAAGAUAGCCAAUUUUUCUAAUUCUAUUUUUCUUUACCUAAAGUGGAGAGUUAAAAAGGUGGUUUUUGUGAUACUGCUGAUGUCCCUGAUCCUUUUACUUUUAAAUAUUGUAUUGAUCAACAUUCCUAAUGAUGUCUGGAUUGGUGGAAAUGAAAGUAACAUGUCUUACAUUUCCAGUUCAAGGAAGUUCGCACAAUUUUCCAGGCUUCUCUCAUUUACCAAUUGUAUGUUCACAUCCAUACCCUUCACUGUGUCCCUGCUGGCUUUCCUCCUGCUAAUCAUCUCCCUGUGGAAACAUCUGAAGAGGAUGCAGCACAAUGCCAGAAGGUCCAGAGAUGCCAGCACCUCGGCCCACGUGAAAGCCUUGCAGAUUGGGAUCACUUUCCUUGUACUAUAUGCCAUUUUCUUUUUGUCUCUUGUCAUACAAGCUUCGGGUUCUGAAUUUCAGGGAAGAAAGCUGGUCAUUCUGUUUUGCCAGGCUGCUGGAAUUGUGUUUCCUUCAGGGCACUCUCUUGUCUUGAUUUUGGGAAAUGGGAAGCUGAGACGGGCCUCUCUGUCAGUGCUGUGGUGGCUGAGGGGCAGGUCCAAAUGCUGA